Elephantulus edwardii (Cape elephant shrew) is the source of this 1872-nucleotide messenger RNA. RefSeq names its product family with sequence similarity 129, member C (gene NIBAN3). The record is from RefSeq and is a predicted model, not a curated record. NCBI's taxonomy places the organism in Eukaryota, Metazoa, Chordata, Mammalia, Macroscelidea, Macroscelididae.
AUGGGUGGACGAUCCUCAAGCCCUUUGGACAAGCAGCAGCAGCAGUAUCUGAGGGGUCAGGUGGACGCUCUGCUGAGGAACUUCUUGCCAUGUUACCGCAAACAACUGGCGGCCUCGGUCCUGCAGCAGAUCUCCCGAGAGCUGGGCCCCCAGGAGCCCGCAGGGCGCCAGCUGAUACGCAGUAAGAAGCUGCCCCGCGUCCGCGAGCACCGAGGCCCCCUGACCCAGCUGCGGGGCCGUCCACCGCGGUGGCAGCGGAGUUUCUGCGUCCUGCGUGGCGACGGCCGCCUGGAGUGGUUCAGCCGCCAGGAGGAAUUUGAAAGUGGGGGCAAGCCCCUCGGCUCCACGACGCUGACGGGGUACACCAUCCUGACCUCACAGCAAGAGUAUCUCCAUCUGUUGGAUGCUCACUGCCCAGACUCUAUGGGGCACUCAGACCAUGCACCAGAAGAGCCCGACCCCCUCCUGGACAUGCCUGAGAGUUUCCCCCUCUUCCUGCAGCACCCUUUUCGCCAGCAUCUCUGUUUCUCAGCAGCCACGAGGGAGGCACAGCGUGCCUGGAAACUGGCCCUCCAGGGAGGCAUCCGGCUUAGGGACACUGUUCUGCAGCGCAGCCCGGCCCUGGCUGCUCGGGCCUUCCUGGACGCCGUGCGGCUCUACCGGCAGCACCAAGGCCACUUUGGCUACGACGACGUGACCCUGGGCUCAGACGCCGAGGUGCUGACCGAGUUGCUGAUGAGGGAGCUGCUGCCCUCUCUGCGCGCCCAGACCCUGUCCGGCCUGCGGGGGACCGGCCGCGCCCGCGCUUGGGCCUGGACUGAGCUCCUGGAUGCCAUCCAUGCUGCCAUCCUGGCCGGGAUCUCCGCCGAACUUCGUGCUUUCCAACCCGAAAAGGACGAGCUCCUGGCCACCCUGGAAAGGACCAUUCGUCCAGAGGUGGACCAGACCCUGCGGCUGAGAGCUAGAGUGGCAGGAAGGCUGCGGGCUGAUGUCCAGGGACCCCUGGAAUCGUGCCUGAGACGCGAAGUGGGAGCACAGCUGACCCGGGUCACGCAGAUACUGCUGAGCACCAUGGGGGCUGCACUGACGGCGGUGCGGACCCUCCUUGUGCAGGGAAUGGACCGCUUGUUUCGACACCUGCGUGGGAGCCCCUCUGGCGCGCGGCUGCGCAGAGAGGUCUACUCAUUCGGGGAGAUGCCGUGGGACCCAGAGCUGAUGCACAGGAGCUACCGUGAGGCUGAGCGGAACCAGGAACUCCUGCAACAGCUGACCAAGCCCUUUGGCUUCCUCGGGACCAGGAGCCUGGUGUUUAGGGUCCAGGAUCUUACGCAGCAGCUCAUGGCUGAUGCUGCGGCCACCUUCCUGCAGCUGGCUGACCAGUGUCUGACGGCUGCCCUGGACUGCCAGCAGGCGGCUGAGCAGCUGGAGAAAGUCAGGGGGCGAGUACUGAAGAAGUUCGAGUCUGAUGGCAGCUCUGUGCAGACGCAGUUCAUGCGAGAGUGGCUGGAGCACAUCUUCCUGCCCUUUGUGCUGGGCCAGCUGGAGCUGAGCCGCAAAUGGGAGCUGCCUGAGGACGAGAGGGACAUCCUUGCCAGUUGUGGCCAGGCCCUGACUGUUGAGGGCAUCUAUGAGGAUGUGGUCCGAGGGAUCCUGUUGCAAACAGUUGACCGAGAACUGAAAAGGGCAUUUGGUGCAAAUGAAGUGUCCUGCACUCCGGAUGGCUUCCUAGACGCCCCAUGAAACCAGGAGGGAGCAGAUGAGGAAACUGAGGCUCAGAGAAGGGGAGCCACUUGCCCUAGAACACCAGGCACCAGUACUGAAGUCCAGCAAUCACUCUGCCCACUGCCUCCUGAAAGAACAUUCCAGAGUUAA